AUGUUUGCAGCUUCUCUUCAUCGUUGGAAUAACGUUUGUAAUCGGCAUUCAUCGAACACUUGUGUUCUUCUUCGAAGUUCGCAAGCUGAAAGGAAGCAUUCUUUUCUUUGGAGGUAUUUUCAUUGUCUUGUUUGGUUGGCCUCUUUUUGGUAUCAUUCUGGAGUUCUGGGGAUUCGUUUUGCUGUUCGGCGGAUUCCUCCCUGGUAUUGUUAA
Cooperia oncophora is the source of this 213-nucleotide messenger RNA. NCBI's taxonomy places the organism in Eukaryota, Metazoa, Nematoda, Chromadorea, Rhabditida, Trichostrongylidae. The record is from the annotation of a GenBank genome assembly.